Varroa destructor (honeybee mite) is the source of this 1425-nucleotide messenger RNA. RefSeq names its product FH1/FH2 domain-containing protein 3-like. NCBI's taxonomy places the organism in Eukaryota, Metazoa, Arthropoda, Arachnida, Mesostigmata, Varroidae. The record is from RefSeq and is a predicted model, not a curated record.
AAAAAAACAGUUAAGCUCAUCUGGAAGGAAAUUAAAGAAGAUCGAAUGCUUCUAGCUCGUAUUAAGAAGCAACAUACGAUAUGGGAUGAACUCUGUUCGGAAGAGAUCGACACGGCCAAGCUAGAGGAGCUAUUCGAAAACAAAGCCAAAGACCUUAUGAAACAGAAACAAGAAGGUAAAAGGAAUGAGAUUACAGUAUUAGAUGCGAAACGAUCGAAUGCAAUCAACAUCGGCAUGACAAAGUUACCGAAUCCUCGGACGAUUCGGGCGGCGAUCCUAAAGAUGGACUCCACAGUCAUGAACCGGGAAGGCAUCGAGAGAAUCCUUACGGCGACGAUACCGUCGGCUGAGGAGAUGAACAAAAUGGUCGAGGCUCAAAUGGCCAACCCAGAGGUGCCGCUUGGCAAUGCCGAAAACUUGCUACUGACGCUGUCGUCCAUUACCGAGCUCGAGCCACGGCUCAAAUUAUGGGCUUUCGUGCUGGACUAUAACAUACUAGAAAAAGAGGUAGCGGAACCGCUUACGGAUUUAAAACAAACGAUAGCCGAAAUCGAGAGUAACAAAACAUUUAGAAUUAUCCUCUCGACGGUUCUUGCAAUUGGAAACUUCCUCAAUGGGUCGCCAGUGAAAGGCUUUCAGUUUGACUACCUUGCCAAGAUUCCAGAAGUUAAGGACACGAUAUACAAGCAUAGUCUUCUAUUUCACGUAGUGGAAUUCGUGUCAGCACGACAUCCUAACUCAAGUGAUCUCUACUCCGAGAUGGCAGCAGUAACGCGCACCUCAAAAGUGGACUUCGAGGAAACGGCGAAAACGCUGAAUAAGUUAGAAACAGAUUGCAAGGCCUCGUGGGAACAUUUGAAAGCUGUAGCGAAGCAUGAUGGUCAACAGAGUCUUGAUAUGAUUGCCUCGUUUCUCUCCGACAGCGCUGAGCGUAUCACAGUCCUUGGCGUCAUCUAUAAAAGGGUUAUUAACAGGUUUCACAAACUGAUGGUAUUUUUUGGUCAUCCGCUCUAUACGAUUAAGGAUGCUAAACCGCACGCCAUCUGCAAGAUCGUCUCAGAAUUCGCACUUGAGUAUCGUACAACUCGCGAAAAGAUUCGUGAACAGAAUGAGAAAAAACGCAGAGAGGCUGAACGGGCAAACAGAAUCAGCAGACGAAGUGUUGAUUCGUGUGGAGCGGCUCCUGAACGUGCAAGUGUUGUACCGCGUGAAGCAAGAAGGGAGUACCUGUCGGGCUCGGAUGGUGACGAGCUUAUCGAGACUUUAAUACGAACUACGUCACAGGCCCCGUCGCAGCGCAGUCUCGAAAAACAAAGAAGGGAGGAGCUGGCUAGAGACGAUCACUUCGACAAGCCCUUCAGGGAGGUGAUCUUUGUCGUGAAGAGCGAAGGAAUUGCCCCUACAUGUCUUCUUAGACUAGAGUAG